This is a messenger RNA of Ascoidea rubescens DSM 1968, 3406 nucleotides long. RefSeq lists its product as uncharacterized. Bases 300 to 3245 code for a protein of 981 amino acids. Lineage: Eukaryota; Fungi; Ascomycota; Saccharomycetes; Ascoideales; Ascoideaceae. The record is from RefSeq and is a predicted model, not a curated record. The transcript is spliced from 2 exons.
UUGUCUCAAUUCCACUCUGAUAAUCUGCGAUACUCCUCUGUUGAAAGACCUCGUUCUGUGCUGCUUCUGCUUCUGCUCGUUAUUUUUCUAUCCCCUGGUUCCAAUACCCAGAGAUCAUCUGUUGUUUCAAUUUCCUAGCCUGCGAUCGCAAAAGUAAACAAUCAAUCUUUUUGCUUCCACCAUCACAUACCCACUCAGAGCCAGAAUUAUCACACAAUAAUUAAAGAAACAACACAAGAGCUGUGUGUCUGCUGUGUACUGGUUUUACUCUCCUUUAAAUAGCUAAAGUUUAGAGCAAAAUGCCUCCUGGACCCUUAUUAGAAUCCUCGCCUCUAAAGGCAGUUCGAAGGCCAUCUUUCAUUAUUCACAAUGACAACGAAAUCGAAAAUGAGCUUGAAAAUGAUUUAGAAAUUCACCAUGAACUUAUCAAAAGCCAUAAAACAAUAAACAAUUCACAAAACAUUAAUAAUAUCGACGACAUCGACGAUAUCAACAGCAUUGACAAUAUUGCCAAUAUUAAUAAUAUUAACAAUAUUGAUAUUGAUAAUUCAACUUCUAUGGACUUGGACUUUAAAAAUGACCUAUUGUUUCAAUCACUGGCUCAGCAACAAUUGAAUUUCUUCUCAACUGGCUUGACUCCAAUCAACUUAAACACUCAUCAUAGCUUGAAUUAUAACGAUCUCAAUAAUUUAAACUUCAAUUUAUCUAACCUAUCCAACUUAUCCAGUUUCAAUAAUAGCAAUACCAGUAUCAAUACCAAUAACAAUUUAAAUUUAAAUUUCAAUCCAAAUCUACUCUUCAACUCUCCUGGCUAUAAUAAACUACUAAACUCAGUCUCCAAAAAAUUCCAAGUUUAUCCCGAUAAUAACGAUACAAAUAACACCAGUUUAAAUUACAACAUCAACACAAACUUACAAACUCCUUUUCGAAAAUCAAAUCUAAGUACAAUAACAAACUCAAUUACAAAUUCAAUUUCAAAUUCAAAUCUAAACUCAAAUUUGAAUUUCAACAACUCAACCAUAAAUACAACAAGCAAUAAUCUAAGUAAUUUAUCAAUUUCAAAAUCAAAUAUCCAUAUCAACCUUAUAAAUAAUGAAAUUGACGAUAUAAACAAUGUAAACAACCUUGAAAACACUUCCAAAAACCAAUUCCUAUUAUCCUCCUCUCCAACAAAAUCAACUAAAAUUUACAAUUUGUCCAAAAACGAUAUCCAAUUUUCAGAUUUUAUAACAGAUACUCCCCAAAGAGAUAUGUUUAAAACUGAAAUUGAAGAACCUGAUAAUCUUACCAAACUCAACUUGAUUGAAAAACUUAAUAAAAAAAAUACCAAUGAAAACACUACUAAUAAAGAUAAAAAUAAAAAUAAAAAUAAUAAUGAUAAUGAUAAUGAUAAUGAUAAUGAUAAUGAUAAUGAUAAUGAUAAUGAUAAUGAUAACAAUGAUAAUAACAAUGACAAUGAUAAAAAUAACAAUCUCGAAUAUCAACAUAACCAAAAUGAUACAAAGCUUUUAACUAAUCACAUCAAUCAUAACAAUCAAACCAAUGAAGACAAUCACAUCAAUAAAAACGAUAUUAUUAAAACAGAAGAAAUUCUUUCUAAUGAUAUUUUAGGAAACAUUAGUUUUGAUAAUGAAAAUGAUUUAUUAACUUUCCUUGAUAUCUUGAAUAAUCUGAACAACAAUAUCAAUAACAACUUGAAUAAUUUAAAUAAUAACAACAACUUCAAUGCCAAUGCUAACCUCAAUUCUAAUAAUGAAUUUGACUUUUCAAAUUUCAAUAUACUAAAUAACCAAUUCCUACAAAACUCAAUCAAGAAAUCUUGUAAGAAAAAGAGAAAAUUUAAUCAACUAAACUCUUCCCCAAGCUCCAAUCUAAUUAAAAGAAACAUUAAUCUAAAUCUAAACAUCAACCCAGUUUCAAAUAAAAAUAGAAUUGAUAACUUGUUGAAAAAUUUCAAUGACAUCGAUGACCAUUUAAAUUACGAAUUGCCUUCCCCUUUUAAUAGUUUAAACAACUCACUUACAAACUUAAUCGACCCAAAUAUCGAUGACCAAAACAAAUACAAUCCAAAUUUUAAUACAGCUAAAAACACUGAUAAUACUAAUGAGAAAAAUAUUGAUCAUCUCAAUAUUGAAAACGAUUCAAAUUAUCAUCAUAAUAACACCAACGAUAUCAUCAAUACAAAUAAUACCGAAAAAAAAAAUAGCAUGUCAAAUUUACAGAAAAUGAUUUACAAAACUCCUAUUAAACUCUCAACCAAUAGAUUCUUUUCUAAGCUACACCACAGUAGAUAUAAAACUCCAGCUGAUCAAAAAAUUACUGUCAUAUCAUCGCCUUCAACUAUUGUCGUGCCAAGUCCAUCCAUCAAUUUAUUAAAUAAACCAAAGAGCUUUAGUAUAAAUAAUAUCAAUAGUAUAAAUGUUAAUAAACUAACUGGAAACACAAAAAAUAAUAAAAACGACGAUAACAAUAAUUGUAAUAAAGACAUUGGUUCAAAUAUAAAUCACGAUAAUAUGCUAGGUAGUCCAACAAGAAAAAAAACAAUCUUAAAUUCAAACACACACUUAAAAACUCAGUCAUAUUCAGAAGGAUUUGGUCCCAGAGCUCCAACAAUGGGAAUAUUUGAUCAGAAAAAAGGCAGUGGUAAAGAUAAUGGGUUGCCAGCAAUAAGCACAUUUAAAAAUCAUCAUCACCCUAAAAACUUUUUCUUGACUAAUAAAAUCAAUAACAUUAAUAUUAUUAAUAAUGUUUUCAAUAAUCAUAACACUAAUAAUAACAAUAACAAUAACAAUAACAAUAACAAUAACAAUAACAAUAACAAUAAUAUUUUUAACAAUAAUAAUGUUAAAAAUAAUAAAAAUAAGAAUAGGAAUAAAACAUCAAACAGUUUACCUACUGGACAAAACAAAAGCAAAAAUCACAGACAUGGAAUGAUCCAGUUUAUAUUUCCAGACGUAAAAUCAUUAGUCAAAAACUCAAAUGAUAAAAGUAAAAGAAGAAGAAUGAAUGAAGCUAACUUGGCAAAUGGAAAAAGGAAAUUGGGAAGAUCUUUAUCAGUAGUUGAUGCAUCCAAAACUAAUAUCAGAAACAAUUCAAGUAAUAAAAAAGACAAUAAUAGAGUAUUUGUCAAAAAAGAAAUUGAAGAAGACAAGAAUAUAAUAAUUGACCAAAAAAAUGAGAAAAGUAACUUGCAAAGAUGCAAUUCAGCCCCAAAUUACCAUACUACCAAAAAUAAACCAUUAUAGAUUUUUUUUUGUUUUGAACAACUAUUAUAUCUUAAUGCCAAUAGAAGAUCAUUAAUUUUUUCAUCAUUGAUUUAUUUAAAUUUAUAUUUUGUUUUAAUUAUUUUAUUUUGUUUUAUUUAACGGUUUUUUUAAAAUUUUUUUUAUUUUAAUAUUUUGAUACC